CCGCGGUUACUACGUCAACUGACUGGGACGCAGAGCUCACGCGGACUCUGGGAGUGCUGAGUCGAAUAUCCUCUCUGGCGUCUCACCGUUAGAAACCGGCUGCUAAGUUCACCUGAAUCGGAGAUAAAACAUUAGCUCCACUUCGAGGUGGGACGCUCUCAAUUACCCCAAGGGGAGACCUUAACGUCGGGUUUAAGGCGGACACUUACGUAGACCAAGAACUGCGUAGUUGAAAUCUCACAGUAGUGAAAAUCUAAGACCCACGAUGGACCCGACAGACACUGCCCCUGAUUCCUGGGAACAAGAGGACGAUGUGGAGGCCACAAUCGACGGACAACUUGAUUCAGCAUUCACAGCCCUAAACGUGAAUGCCAAACCGUUUGUACCCAAUGUGAACGCCGCCGAGUUUGUUCCGGUUUUUGCAACGAAAGCGCACUCGGAAAAUCUCGAGUCUGUCGUUACUGUUGAAAAGAUAUCCACCAUGGAGGUGUCAGAAAGUGCUGCUCCAUUGGAGAACGGCGACGCAGAGAUGACCACAGAGGAGCCGUGGGACCAGAAAGAGGCCGAGCCAAACGAGGACGAGCCGGGAGGCGGGUCUUGUGGGGACCGGGGACCAUCGGGGGCGGCGACAGAGGAGGCGGCACCGGAGGUGAUGGAGGAGGAAGAGGAAACGCCGGCGCCCAAGGUUCCACCUACACAGCCAGAUGCCCCCAAGAAGGAACACAUCAACGUUGUGUUUAUCGGACACGUAGAUGCUGGCAAGUCCACCAUUGGCGGACAAAUCAUGUAUCUAACUGGCAUGGUAGACAAGAGAACCUUAGAGAAGUACGAGAGAGAAGCCAAGAAAAGAGCCGGAAACCUGGUACCUGUCUUGGGCUUAGACACCAACCAAGAGGAGAGGGACAAAGGCAAGACGGGGAGGGGGCCGAGCAUACUUUGA
Messenger RNA from Etheostoma spectabile (orangethroat darter), 940 nucleotides. Its product is annotated as eukaryotic peptide chain release factor GTP-binding subunit ERF3A-like. The record is from RefSeq and is a predicted model, not a curated record. Lineage: Eukaryota; Metazoa; Chordata; Actinopteri; Perciformes; Percidae. The transcript has 6 exons. Gene Ontology annotation, molecular function: GTP binding; GTPase activity. The coding region runs from base 266 to 940 and encodes 224 amino acids.